AGCCUUAAGAAGUAUUUUAUUGGCCUCUUCCCCUUUUGGCAGUUACAUGAAAUGGACCUACCGGUACCCGGUACCGGGACGGCCGGGGGCCCGGAGACGAAUCUUUGCUGGCGGCAGCAGACCAGAACUCCGACGCACACAUCCAGCUAACACGCAGGGCGCGGCGCUGUACAAUCUGUUAAAAACUCCCCGUUUGUUGGUACACACUGCACUUGCCAAAAUUAAAAGCGGAACACAGAAGUCGUUCGAAACGGGGAGAAGAAGGCUUGAAAAUAUUUUCCCCAGCAUAAAAGUUUUAUUUGGACCCGGGCUGCGUGUGCUCUGAGCGGGUACUGCGUGUGCUCUGCGCCUGGCUCGGGGCGUGUGCGGCUCCUGUCGCUGCGCACGGCCAGGGGCCGCUCCGAGCCCGGACUGCUGUUCCCUUCCCUCACUCGUCUCCUCCGAGUCUCUUUCGCAUCCUCCUGAUUGGGCGGCUCAGUUAUUCCGCCUGAAUGGGCCGCAACGACAUUGGCCGGCCGUGGAUUCGCGUCAUCCUGCCCGAAGACGUGUACUCGGGGUUUUCGUCCUGUCACAAACACAUGUAGAGCAGAGCAGCACCGGAGACGGCACGGCUAGAGCCAACUCGUUAGAUUUACUCGCAGAACGCCGAGCUGCAGCCACAAAGAUCCGCUUUAAUAUACGGAGAUCAUUAACUGCGCAUUUCAGAGCAUUUUCUCAAGGACAUUCCUCUCUCGCUUUCUGAAUCGAGUCAGUGGAAAUACAAUCUGAAAACUCCAUUUGCUUUACUUAAUUUACAGUCGUCCAUAGCAGAGCGUUAUUCCAAAAGGACUUGAACUGCGCCUUUUCUGAUUCUCGGACUAGUGCGCCGAAUUUUCUAGUUUUUUUUUUUACAUUCCACAGCGCGAAAACACCCCCCGAUUUACCGGAACCAAUCUGUGAACCAAAAUAAGAAAUUGUCUUCAGAGAUCGGCGAACCUACAAACAGUUCAACCGUCACAGUACAACGAGACAAAAGAGAACGGAGACCAUGGUGAACCCCGGUAGCAGUGCCCAGCCGCCCCCCGUGGGAGCGGGGUCUCUCUCCUGGAAGAAGUGCGCGGGGUGUGGGGGCAAGAUUGCAGACCGCUUCCUGCUGUAUACCAUGGACAGCUACUGGCACAGCAGGUGUCUCAAGUGCUCCUACUGCCAGGCGCAGCUGGGAGAGAUCGGCACGUCCUGCUACACCAAAAGCGGCAUGAUACUCUGCAGAAACGACUACAUCAGGUUAUUUGGUAACAGCGGAGCAUGCAGCGCGUGUGGGCAGUCCAUCCCAGCCAGCGAGUUGGUCAUGAGGGCGCAAGGCAACGUCUACCACCUCAAGUGCUUCACGUGCUCCACCUGCCGGAAUCGCCUGGUGCCUGGAGACCGCUUUCACUACAUCAACGGCAACUUGUUCUGCGAACACGACAGACCCACGGCUCUCAUGAACGGCCAUUUGAACUCCCUGCAGACCAACCCGUUACUGCCAGACCAGAAGGUCUGCUAAAGGGAAGGGAAGCUGUGCCCGGAAGCAGGACGCGUGCCUUCAUUCCAGCCCUCGCCCAUCCUCGCCAGGGGGUCCGACUCCCACCCCAGCUGCCCUCGCCAUUGUACUCCCGCUCACUCUCCGCUGCCCCUGUGGGGCGCAGCCCUGCGCUCACAUGACUGAGGAAGGGACAUUAAGGACUCCAUGAACCUGGACUAAUGGGAGACUGUACAGAAAAUGAGAGAGAGAGAGAGAGAAAGAAAGCCCAACCUGAGGACAUUCUGGGGAAAAAAUGACAAAUGAAGCUAAUUAAGCACAGCUUUUCAAAUCUGCAUCACACCUCCGAUACCAAUUAGAGGGGGCACUGACCGCAGUUUCUCCCUUUCUUUUUUUCAACACCCCUUCUUUACAACCUUCUGUUUGCUCUUUCUAGAUUUUAAGUGUUGUAAAGGGAAUGUGUUUCAGUUUUUUGGAAAAAAAACAAAAAGACUAUGGAAUAAAAGGUCCGUGGCUUUUGUGGAGAUCUUAUCAAAAACACUUUUGGUGUACCUGUAAAAUACCAUGUAUGUAUGCAUGUAAGUGUUCUGUGUCCCAGCGUGCCCAUUCGCCAGUCCCACCCUCCACAGCAAACCCCACAUCUGAGGCUCAUAGCAGCUCAUGUAGAUUUUCACCAACCUAUAAUUGCUGAAUGAAAAAGAUAAAUCUAUUUGUGAUAUUUUCAGAGACAUUUGCUCCAGUAUGGUGUAUUUAAGUAAUAAAAGUUAAAAGAGAAA
This is a messenger RNA of Lepisosteus oculatus (spotted gar), 2277 nucleotides long. It is a transcript of the gene lmo4b, whose product is annotated as LIM domain only 4b. The record is from RefSeq and is a predicted model, not a curated record. NCBI's taxonomy places the organism in Eukaryota, Metazoa, Chordata, Actinopteri, Semionotiformes, Lepisosteidae.